AUGGGUCGCAAGACUUACGAUUCCGUCCCGCCGAAGUUACGGCCUCUAGGGAAGCGGCUUAAUGUUGUUAUUUCGAGGGAUAAGGAGGGGGUUGUUGCGGAGAGGGUGAGGGGGGAGUUGGAAGCUAAGUGGGGGAGGGAGAGGGAAUUGGCUGAGGCUAAAGCGAAGGCUAGAGCUGAGGAGUCUGCUGCUGCGGCUUUUGCAGCUGCGGGCCAGGCUACGACGACUACUUCUACCGCUACUACGCCGGCGCCGGCUGAGGGGCGAACAGAUGCGUUUGUGUCGGCGAGUCUGGAGGAGGCGUUGACGCGGCUUGAUGCUGCCGCGGCGGAAGAGGAAGGGGGUGUUGGGAAUGUAUUCGUGAUCGGAGGCGCGGAGAUCUAUGGUGCUUCGUUGAGGUUGGGGACUGAAUCUGGGUCCGGGGUGAAGAGGAAGGUCAGACUUGUGAUGACGGAUGUGGAGAAGGUAGAUGGGAGUGGAUUUGAAUGUGAUACGUUUUUCCCGAUUGAUGGGAAAGAUCUAGCAGGAGAUAAGUGGAGGAAGGUUAGUGCGGAGGAAGUAACAAACUGGGUUGGCGAGCAGGUUACGGGGGAGUGGAUUCAAGAAGGGGACGUGAGGGUCCGGAUGGUCGGAUAUGAGAGUGUGGAAUUGUAA
This is a messenger RNA of Aspergillus versicolor CBS 583.65, 654 nucleotides long. RefSeq names its product dihydrofolate reductase. The record is from RefSeq and is a predicted model, not a curated record. Gene Ontology annotation, cellular component: mitochondrion. Gene Ontology annotation, molecular function: NADP binding; dihydrofolate reductase activity. Gene Ontology annotation, biological process: tetrahydrofolate biosynthetic process; dihydrofolate metabolic process; folic acid metabolic process. NCBI's taxonomy places the organism in Eukaryota, Fungi, Ascomycota, Eurotiomycetes, Eurotiales, Aspergillaceae. Bases 1 to 654 code for a protein of 217 amino acids. The transcript has a single exon.